Messenger RNA from Erigeron canadensis, 2131 nucleotides. RefSeq names its product probable amino-acid acetyltransferase NAGS2, chloroplastic. The coding region runs from base 16 to 1821 and encodes 601 amino acids. The transcript has 10 exons. Gene Ontology annotation, cellular component: cytoplasm. Gene Ontology annotation, biological process: L-arginine biosynthetic process. Gene Ontology annotation, molecular function: L-glutamate N-acetyltransferase activity, acting on acetyl-CoA as donor. Lineage: Eukaryota; Viridiplantae; Streptophyta; Magnoliopsida; Asterales; Asteraceae. The record is from RefSeq and is a predicted model, not a curated record.
UCUUUGUUUUUUCUGAUGGCUGCUGUUGCUUUUCCAGCUUCAAAUUCUUUUCAAAACCUAACAAACCACCACCACCGUCAAACCUCACCACCACCAUCACACCGCCCAAAUGUUUCCCUGUCUCGGUGGUCUUCCGUCCAGACACCACUCACAUGUAGCUCGGCGGAUGUUAAAUUAUUAAGAAAACACAAAAACAUGUUUUGUUGUAAUGUUUUGGGCGAAUAUGAGAGUGAAAGUGGCGCUGAAAAUGAAACUAAUAUUAAGGAUGAGGUUUUUGUUACUUUUUUUAGAGAAGCUUGGCCGUAUUUUACGGCCCAUCGUGGCAGUACUUUUGUUCUUCUUCUUUCUGCCGAAGUCUUAGAAAGUUCCCUUUUAGAUCCUAUUUUAAUGGAUAUAUCGCUUCUACAUGGAUUGGGAAUUAAAUUUGUUCUUGUUCCAGGGACACAUGUUCAAAUUGAUCAGCUUUUGGCUGACAAAGGACGUGAACCCAAAUAUGUUGGAAGAUAUAGAAUUACCGACUCUGAUUCUCUCAAAGCUGCGAUGGAUUCAGCUGGAAGAAUUCGAUUAAUGAUCGAGGCAAAGCUGUCCCCUGGACCAUCCUUAUGCAGCAUUCGUCGACAUGGUGAGAAUAGGCGAUGGCAUGACAGUGUGAGUGUUGCAAGUGGUAACUUUCUUGCAGCCAAGAAAAGAGGAGUUGUUGAAGGGAUUGAUUAUGGAGCCACAGGUGAAGUGAAGAAAGUGGAUGUUCAUCGAAUCCGUGAGAGGCUGGAUAAUGAUUCUAUUGUCAUCUUAAGCAACAUUGGAUAUUCCAGCUCUGGUGGUGUACUGAAUUGCAACACAUAUGAAGUUGCUACUGCUUGCGCUUUGGCUCUUGGAGCUGAGAAGCUUAUAUGCAUUAUAGAUGGUCCCAUUUUGGAUGAAUGGGGUCGGUUAAUCAGAUUUCUGACUCUUGAAGAUGCAGACAUGUUAAUUCGCAGACGAGCAAAGCAAAGUGAGAUUGCUGCUAAUUACGUGAAAGCCAUUGGCGAUGAGGAAUCUAAUUCCAUUCCGCCACAGAAUGGAAUGGCAUCUAGGGAUAGAUUUGCAACGUUUCAGAAUGGUGUUGGUUUUGACAAUGGAAAUGGUUUGUGGUCAAGUGAACAAGGGUUUGCCAUUGGAGGGCAAGAAAGACUCAGUAGAUCAAAUGGGUACUUAUCAGAAUUGGCUGCUGCUGCUUUUGUUUGCAGAGGAGGUGUCCAGAGAGUUCAUCUGCUAGAUGGGAAUAUUGCCGGAGUUUUACUUAAAGAAUUGUUUCAAAGAGAUGGAGUGGGGACUAUGGUUGCUAGUGAUCUUUAUGAAGGUACAAGAAUGGCAAAGGUGGACGAUCUUCCUGGAAUACGACAAAUCUUUAAGCCUUUAGAAGAUUCUGGAACUUUGGUUAGAAGGACUGAUGAGGAGCUACUUAACACGUUGGAUUCUUUCGUUGUGGUGGAGAGAGAAGGGCAAAUUAUUGCUUGUUCUGCUCUGUUUCCAUAUUAUGAAGAAAAGUGUGGGGAGGUUGCCGCUAUAGCUGUUUCUCCUGAUUGUCGGGGACAAGGACAGGGCGACAAGUUACUCGAUUAUAUUGAGAAGAAAGCUUCUUCGAUAGGAUUGCAAAGGCUUUUCUUGCUGACAACCCGCACUGCAGAUUGGUUUGUAAGGCGUGGUUUUUCCGAGUGCUCGAUCGAGUACAUACCGGAGGAAAGGAGAAAAAGGAUAAACCUAUCACGUGGAUCCAAGUAUUACAUGAAACAACUGCUGCCAGACACUAGUGGAAUCCGUGUUAAUAGUAUGUUUGCUUGACUGUGUAGUGGCAUAUCACUCCAUAGCUUGACACAACUAUGAGAGUAUAGCCAAGGCUUCUGAGAUAUUACCAUAAAUAAGAGAAGGCCAUAAGUUGGUAUGUGUUAUUUGGGUAGAUGUAUUAUUAUGUAAAUCGGCAUUAUAAAUAUGCCUGAAAGAAGGCAGUUUAGGGUCAAUGUAAAAUCAACCUUCGGCUUUGAGCCAUGAUUUUGUAUGGGAUUUGUAUCUAGGUUGCUUUGUACUUGUGUGAGUCCAAUAUAUAUGUACAUUUUGCGAGAGUGAUAAUAUUUAUAUGCCAUGAUUCUGUUAA